CCGCAGAAGGAGGGGGAGGAGGAGGAGGAGAAGGAGGGGAAGGCAGCGGCUCGCCCCAGGCUGCAGCCGGCUCGGGAUUGCCCCCCGGGGGCGGGCCGCGGCGGCAUGCGGCUCCCCCGCCGGCUCUCCCUGCUGCGGCCGCCCGGCAGGCUCCGAGCGGCGCUGGCAGCGGGGAGGCGCGGCGCGGCCCGCGGCCGGCACGGAGGCACCAUGGCCGAGCAGGCCAAGCGGCUCGCAGCCUGCGCCGCCGUCGACAAGCACGUCCAGAACAAUCAAGUUCUCGGGAUUGGAAGUGGUUCUACGAUUGUGCAUGCAGUGCAUCGAUUAGCUGAGCGGGUUAAACAGGAGAACUUGACAAUUGUCUGCAUCCCUACGUCUUUUCAGGCCCGUCAGCUGAUCCUGCAGAAUGGCUUAACGCUAAGUGACUUGGACCGACAUCCAGAGCUUGACGUUGCCAUUGAUGGAGCAGAUGAAGUGGACUCUGACCUCAACCUUAUCAAAGGUGGCGGUGGUUGCUUGACCCAGGAGAAGAUAGUUGCAGGAUAUGCAAAAUGCUUCAUCGUUAUUGCCGAUUAUAGGAAAAAAUCAAAGAGCCUUGGGGAGCAGUGGAAGAAGGGGAUUCCCAUCGAAGUCAUCCCCAUGGCUUAUGUCCCCGUCACCAGAGCCCUGACCAAAAACUUUGGAGGUGCUGUGGAGUUGCGGAUGGCUGUUAGCAAAGCGGGCCCCGUGGUGACAGACAAUGGGAACUUCAUCCUAGACUGGAAGUUUGACAAGGUUCAUGAGUGGAGUGAAGUGAACACUGCUAUAAAAAUGAUACCAGGUGUGGUGGAGACUGGACUCUUCAUCAACAUGGCAGAGGUGGUGUAUUUUGGCAUGGAGGAUGGCUCAGUCAGCGUGCGGAAGAAGGAGCCUCGCUGAUGCCAACAUGCUGCUGGCUCUGCUUUGCCUUCAGCCAGUUUGAUUCAGCUGUUGUAAUGAUGCCAACCUUGCCUUAACGAGCAGCGGUUAUUGCAGAAGAUGAAUGGGAAGUUGAUCAGAAUCCGCUGACAUGAUACUGAAUGUCUUUUUUUAAAAAAACAACAAAAAUGAUACUCUAUUUCUAUAUAUAUAUAUUUUUACUUUACAGGAAUGUUGUCUUUUUUUAAAUAAUCAUUUAAACAAAUUGCUUUAAUGUUUUUAUUUUAUUUUCUAAGAAAUACUUACCAAAAAGAAUACUCCUCGUUUUGUGUUUUGGUUUUUUUUUUUUUUUCUUUAUUCAAACAGAACUUGAACCCUUCUGGUUGCUCAUAGCGUUUAGUGACUGAGGUCAGAAACACAAUCCUAAUGCAUUGUUCCCAACCACCCUGGCUGGGAGAGUGAUGCUCAUAAUGGGAGUGCAUCCAGUUGGGACCUGAUGAUGCCUUAUUUGGAACCUUUUUGGUUCGGUAUUUUAAGCCUUUUAUUUUUCUAUACCACUGUUUUUUAAUACUUCGGGAUGUGUACUUGUCCUCUGUGCACAUGACAAUUCUCUGAGCCAAUGGUGGUCUCUACAUCCCUCUGUCUGGGACACUAAUAAGGGCCUUUUCUGGGCCUCUGUAUGGAGGAGAUAUUCAUCCUUUGAGCCAAAUUCUGCUCUCCAUUAAUUCAGUACCUCUGAUUAAAGUUUGUUCCUGUAGCUGGAGAUGUUUGGGACUUUGUCCUUGCAAACUGAGAGCAGAACUGAGUCCUUGAUGAAGUUUACAGAAACAUAUUUGAGUAGCUUAGGGCAGCGUGGAAUACUGUUAAAUUAUUUAAGGCAAAUUAUUUGAUUUGGAGUGAAGAUUAAUUAUCGCCCCUUGCCACUCAUUGAUUUGUGGAAGGAUAGAGCAGAACGCACAGGAAAAACUGAGUCUUCCUGCCUAAAUUUUCCACAUGUAGCAGGAGAGAGACACUUGUUCAAUAUCUUAUUCUCGGUGUAUAGGUGCUUUGCAUGGUUCUGGUGUCAAAACGCAAGCCCUCUCUUUGUGUUGUAGACACUGAAAUAAAGAGCUGUUAUACCGGAGCUGGUGGUAAUUUGGUUUUUAAAUUAACUAUUUUGUGGACAAUGGGACAGAUCAAAGGGACAGAUCAAAGUCAGGCUGACUUAUGCUGUAGUUUGCCUCUUACAAGGGCCCUUCACCCAGGCCAAAUUCACCCUUCUGCCUUUCGUUUCUUUUUGCUUAAGAUAAAUACAUGAACCAGAUUACUUAAUCAGUACUUGUUGGCUGGUACUUGCCUCAAGACUGAUUUAAAUUUGCAUGUCUUAAAUUUGCAUGUCUAAACCCUGCACAUCUAGCUUCUUUUUACAAAAAAGUGCUAUUUUUACAUCUCUAAAUUUUCCAUUUUCUGCACAUCUAUUCUGUUAAUUCUGAAGCACAAAUAGGCUGCCAUCCAGCCAACAACUUGCUGGAAACACUAGAGUACUCUUCCAACAAACCUGAUGCUGCAGAAGCCGUAUGUAAAACCCUGGUUCUUGCCAUGGGCUGUUUUCAGAUGCAACUUGGGCUCCUAAUGUAAUCCUAGAUAAACAGAAAGCAAUCAAGCAAAGCUUUGUGCCCAAGUGCCUUCUUGCUCAGCAUGCUUCUGCAAAUGAGAUUAGCAGGAGCAAAUGUUGCUGUUGACUCUCUUCUCUCUCUCUCUGAAAUCAAACAGCUCCUUCUCAAAAAGCCAAUAAAACCAUUACUGCACCAUUACUUUCUGGCCCUGCACCAGCUGUGAUCUCAUUCAGCUUUGUGCUUGGCAGGGGCUUGUUAAAUCACCUGAAGGUGUCGGGUCCAGCUCUUUGAGCUUCUCUGGGUGCUUGGGAUGCAGGUAGCACUGGUAGGUGCUUUUGCAACAGAUGCCACUGCUGGACUAGGAUUUUAAGCAGGUCAUGGGCUGUGGGUUAUGGAUACAGAGUUCACUGUAGUACAGAGGUGGAAUUAAAAUCCCUGCAGUUUUGGAGAAAACUUGGUUUCUGAACCAGUUUUGGAGGAUUUGUGCAGAUUUCUUUUGUGCAAACUGCCACAGCUCAGAUUUGCAGAGUGAGUGGAUGGAUUUUGGAGUUAAGGGGCUCUUAAGAAAGGUCUGGUCCUUUCCUUUGAAGGCUACCAGGCUUCUCAACCUCCAGGAGGUGUUGGAGUGUGUGAAAAGAAGGACUGGUGAAGGGUCUGGAGCACAAGCCUUAGGAGGAGAAGCUGAGGAAACUAGGGUUGUUUAGUCUGGAAAAAAGCAGUCUGAGGGGAGACCUUCUUGCUCUCCACAGCUCCCUGAA
Molecule: messenger RNA, 3250 nt
Organism: Cuculus canorus (common cuckoo)
Lineage: Eukaryota; Metazoa; Chordata; Aves; Cuculiformes; Cuculidae
Gene: RPIA
Product: ribose 5-phosphate isomerase A
Exons: 9
Coding region: 106-918 (270 amino acids)
Biological process (GO): D-ribose metabolic process; pentose-phosphate shunt, non-oxidative branch
Cellular component (GO): intracellular membrane-bounded organelle
Molecular function (GO): ribose-5-phosphate isomerase activity
Source: RefSeq, a predicted model, not a curated record